UAAAGGAAGAUCAAAACCUCCCAUCACUUCCAAAAAGAAAAACUUCUCGGAAAAAAGUCCCUGCAAAAAAAAAUUAAAAAUUUAAUGAAAGUAAAAAAAAAUUCAGCGUGAAGCGAGAGAUCGAGGGAGUGAGAGUGGUGCGAAGGCGAAACCACGAUCUGGGUUUUGUCCUUAAUCCAUUCUCGGUCUCACCCUCGUUUCUCCGACACUCUCAUUUGAUCGGAGCUCGCGCAUUCAGAAGAGUUUCUCCCGACGAGGUUGUCACCUUGUCGCCGUUGGUGACGAGGUUAGGGUAUAAUGGAGCGGUACGGUCGCGCCGGAGAAGAGGGGUCGCGGUCAGAUCCAUCGCCCGAAUGGUCCGCUCCAGGAGGUGUAACCGGCGUCGAAGCUUCGAUGUGGCGUUUAGGGCUGCAAACCGUAGGAGAAUCGUACCCAGAACGACCCGACCAGCCCGAUUGUAUCUAUUACUUGCGAACCGGCGCUUGCGGGUACGGGUCCAGGUGUCGGUUCAAUCACCCACAAGACCGUGGAGCGGUCAUAGGAGCUGCUGCUAGAGGAGAUGCAGGAGAGUUCCCAGAGCGUGUGGGACAACCUUUGUGUCAGCACUUCAUGAGGACCGGAACUUGUAAGUUUGGUGCUUCUUGCAAGUAUCAUCAUCCCAGGCAAGGAAGCAGUUCCAGUUCCACUGUUACUCUGAAUUAUAUGGGAUAUCCGUUAUACCCGGGGGAAAAAGAGUGUUCAUACUACAUGAGAACGGGUCAAUGUAAAUUUGGCGCAACGUGUAGAUUCCACCAUCCCCUCGCUCCCGAUGUACAGGUACUCUCCCCGCCACCGCCACUGCCACCUACUGCUCAGGCUAUUUACCCAACCGUGCAGUCUCAGUCUGUUCCUUCGUCCCAGCAAUAUGGUGUAGUUAUGGCACAGCCUCCCCUUUUGCCAGGUUCAUAUGUUCAAAGCCCUUACGGUCCGAUGGUUCUCCCUCCGGGUAUGGUUCCAUACUCGGGUUGGAACCCAUAUGCGGCUUCUGUAAGUGCCAUACCCUCCCCGGGCUCUCAACCGUCUGUUGGAUCGAGCUCCGUUUACGGGAUUAGACCGUUAUCUCCUUCGGGGCCGGCACAUGCAGCACCCUAUCAGUCCAGGCCUUCUUCUGUUGACCCUUCAAGUACCUUCCCGAAGGAACAACUGUUUCCUCAGCGGCCUGGCCAACCCGAGUGCCAGUACUUUAUGAGGACGGGCGACUGUAAAUUUGGAUCCUCGUGUAGAUUCCAUCAUCCUCUCGAUGCAGUUUCACUGAAAACAAGCGUUGUCAUCGGCCCUGUCGGCCUUCCUCUCCGUCCUGGGGCACCAUUAUGCACUCACUUCACGCAACACGGAUUCUGCAAGUUCGGACCUUCGUGCAGGUUCGAUCACUCCAUGGACUCGCUCAGUUACACCCCCUCUGCCUCUCCCCUCGCCGACAUGGCAGCCGCACCCUAUCAUAUCGGGUCCUCACUCGGGACAUUAGCCCCAUCGCCAAUCUCAAGUUCGAGCAAAGAAAUUGUCUCCCCAAAGACCAGAACAAGCGACUCCGAGACUGUUGUGCCUGCCACUGUUUCUUCCCGGAACGGUGGUCUGAGCCGUCCAGAGCUAAGUGGCAGUAGCUUAGAGCCUCGGAGUUCAAGCUGAGUGGCUAAAUUCAAAGGAACAUGAAACUGGUUUCUGGUUUUUGGGUCGACGGAAAGGGAAUCGGAAACCGAAACUCCGGUCUCUGUGUUCACUGCUUUGGACAUAUCUCCUCUUAGGUCUCUCUGCCACGGCCAUCUCUCUCUCUCUCUCUGUCAGUUUUUGGAGAGCGAGUAAAUAAUAAAUGGCCUUUAUUUACAGAAGCCCGAUUCGUAGAAAUCCACCCCCAGUUACUAUUAUUCUUUCGAAAGAUUACUGAAUCUGGUAACGAAGCUAAGCUUCCUAGCAAGAACAAGAAAGACUGCAGAAACGGAUCUCAGGGGUAAAGUUUUUAUUUUAUUUAUUAAAAAGAGAUUCGGUUUGUAGAAAUGUUAUAAGAUUCGGUUAUCAUUUCGAACCGAAGCAUGAGAAUGCUUCUCUCUUUUGUAAUGAAAUUAUAAUUUACUUCGUGGGUGGUUUAGUUUGCA
Tarenaya hassleriana is the source of this 2129-nucleotide messenger RNA. RefSeq names its product zinc finger CCCH domain-containing protein 34-like. Gene Ontology annotation, molecular function: metal ion binding; mRNA binding. The transcript has 9 exons. The record is from RefSeq and is a predicted model, not a curated record. The coding region runs from base 298 to 1665 and encodes 455 amino acids. Lineage: Eukaryota; Viridiplantae; Streptophyta; Magnoliopsida; Brassicales; Cleomaceae.